This is a messenger RNA of Vicia villosa (hairy vetch), 667 nucleotides long. RefSeq names its product GSH-induced LITAF domain protein. Lineage: Eukaryota; Viridiplantae; Streptophyta; Magnoliopsida; Fabales; Fabaceae. The transcript is spliced from 3 exons. Bases 71 to 466 code for a protein of 131 amino acids. The record is from RefSeq and is a predicted model, not a curated record. Gene Ontology annotation, molecular function: zinc ion binding.
CGUUUGGAAUUAGAAAAUAUAUAAUAAGGGUUUGAUACUUUGAAUUUUGUGAAGAAUUGAGAAGAAGAAUAUGGGUAGAAAAGAAGAAGAAGAAGUUGCUGUGGGAGUACCGGUGUACGAAAGAAACGGUAUACCACCUAACGCCUUCAUCGGAGAUCCCAAAGGUAUUCCUAUCCAACAGACUAUCUACAGAGACACUCCUGCUCCUUUCAAUUGUCCUCACUGCGGUCACACCGACCUCACCACCAUCAGAUCGAAGAUUAGUCUGGCCGCAUUCGUUGGAUGCUUGAUGCCAAUGAUGCUUGGAGUUUGCUUUCUCUGUCCUUCAAUGGAUUGCCUCUGGCAUAAAUAUCACUACUGUCCUGAUUGCCAACAAAAGGUUGCUGAUUUUGAGAAAUCGGAUAUCUGUGCUGUGAUGGAUCCACCAAACUGGACGCAGGAGAGCUAUGCAUUGUCGAGAUACUAGUAUGAUAUUUCUAUCUAUCACUGCUGAGUUGUAAAUGAUGAUCUUCAUAUUGCUUUUAUUAAGUUUCUUAAUAACUAGCUCUCAUAUGUGUGUACAUGGGAUUAGAAGGCUUGUUUGCUACUUUAAUUUUAUUAUUGUUAUUCAGUUGUAUGUACAUUUGAUGCAUAACUUUAAUACUCAAUCUACAUGAUUUACAAAUAA